Messenger RNA from Erigeron canadensis, 2027 nucleotides. RefSeq names its product probable rhamnogalacturonate lyase B. The record is from RefSeq and is a predicted model, not a curated record. Gene Ontology annotation, biological process: carbohydrate metabolic process. The transcript has 15 exons. Bases 1 to 1926 code for a protein of 641 amino acids. Gene Ontology annotation, molecular function: catalytic activity; carbohydrate binding. Lineage: Eukaryota; Viridiplantae; Streptophyta; Magnoliopsida; Asterales; Asteraceae.
AUGACAACCAAGGGAGUCAAGUUGCAUUUCCGGAAACAUCAUGCGGUUGUCGAUAAUGGCAUUGUUCAACUUACUCUAACAAAUCCGGGAGGAUAUGUUACAGGCGUAAAGUACAAUAAUCUUGACAACGUGCUUGAAAGCCAUAACGAUGAAUCUGAUAGAGGGUAUUGGGACCUCGUUUGGAGUCCGCCUGGAAGUCCUGGGACGACUGGUACUUUUGAAAGAAUUGAAGGAACAAGUUGUGAGGUUAUAGUGGAAACAGAUGAUCAAGUAGAGCUCUCUUUUUCAAGAACAUGGGAUUCCUCUCAACAGGGAAAGCAUGCUCCUUUGAAGAUAGACAAAAGGUUUAUCUUGCUUCGUGGUUUGUCGGGCUUCUACUCAUAUGCAAUAUAUGAACAUUUGGAAGGCUGGCCUGGUUUCAAUCUUCCUGAAACCAGGAUAGUAUUCAAGCUCAGGAAAGACAAGUUUCACUAUAUGGCGAUGUCUGAUGACAGACAAAGAUACAUGCCUUUGCCUGAUGAUCGAUUACUUGACAGAGGUAAACCUUUGGCUUAUCCCGAGGCAGUACUUCUAGUUAAUCCAGUAGAACCCGAGUUCAAAGGACAGGUAGACGACAAAUAUCAGUAUUCGUGUGAAACCAAGGAUCUAAAGGUCCAUGGAUGGAUAUCUACAGACCCACCCGUUGGAUUCUGGCAAAUUACACCAAGCAAUGAGUUCCGAACAGGCGGACCUACCAAACAAGAGCUUACUUCUCAUGUUGGUCCAGUUAAUCUAGCUAUGUUUGUAAGUGCUCAUUAUGCUGGAAAUGAUUUGGUUAUGAAGUUUGGAGAAGGGGAGCAAUGGAAAAAAGUCUUUGGGCCAGUUUUUAUGUAUUUGAAUUCAACCCCUGCAGGACAAGAUCCUCUUAUGCUUUGGGAAGAUGCAAAGAAUCAGAUGCUAGAUGAAAUUGGAAAAUGGCCUUAUGUUUUUCCAGCUUCAAAGGAUUUUAAACAAGCACACGAAAGGGGAACAAUUAAAGGUAGAUUUUUGGUUUAUGACAGGUUCAUUAGUGAUGAACAGAUUACUGCAGAUGGUGCUUACGUAGGACUAGCUCUCCCAGGAGAAGCCGGAUCCUGGGAACAAGAAAAUAAGAGCUAUCAAUUUUGGAGUACAACGAACGAAGAAGGCCAUUUUUUGAUUGAAAACAUUUUGCCUGGCACAUAUAAUAUAUAUGCUUGGGUGCAUGGGUUCAUUGGCGACUACAAGAACUCUACGACCCUCAUGAUCACAGCAGGUUGUGAUAUAGAUGUUGGUGAUCUUGUUUUCGAGCCUCCAAGAGAUGGUCCAACAUUAUGGGAGAUUGGAGUACCUGAUCGUACUGCAGCAGAAUUUCACAUCCCUGAUCCAGACCCUGUUUUUACCAACCCGUUUCUCAUCAACGAUCCGAACAGGUUUAGGCAGUAUGGAUUAUGGGAGAGAUAUGCUAUUGAAUACCCUAGUUCAGAUUUGGUAUUCACAAUUGGCGAAAGUGACUACCAAAAAGAUUGGUUCUUCGCUCAAGUAACUAGAAAGAAAGAUGACGGCACAUAUGAGAAAACGACAUGGUCAAUUAAGUUCAAGCUUAACGAUGUGAAUGAAAAUGAUACUUAUAUGCUAAGACUUGCUUUAGCAUCAGCACAUGGAUCGGAUCUGCAGGUACGAGUUAACAAUCCAAAGACGGAGCUACCGCUAUUUUCAACAGGAAUCAUUGGGGGAGACAAUGCAAUUGCAAGACAUGGGAUACACGGGUUAUAUCGAUUAUUCAAUGUAGGCAUAUCAGGAUCAGAUUUGAAUUCAAAUGAGGAGAACAUCAUUUAUCUGACACAAGACAAUGGAGGAACACCAUUUCAUGGAGUAAUGUACGACUACAUUCGUUUAGAAGGGCCGCCGCCUCCUUCGUCGAUUUAAGUGUAUCGCCUUGUAACUUAACCACCAACAAUGGUAUGUAUAAAACCUAAAGUGUACACUCUCAUUCAUUUAACCUCAACUAAGAAACAUAGCAUUAUUGA